Messenger RNA from Cutaneotrichosporon cavernicola, 1455 nucleotides. RefSeq lists its product as uncharacterized. The transcript is spliced from 8 exons. Lineage: Eukaryota; Fungi; Basidiomycota; Tremellomycetes; Trichosporonales; Trichosporonaceae. Gene Ontology annotation, biological process: ubiquitin-dependent protein catabolic process. The record is from RefSeq and is a predicted model, not a curated record. Gene Ontology annotation, cellular component: COP9 signalosome. The coding region runs from base 1 to 1455 and encodes 484 amino acids.
AUGGCCCACUCCGAGGCGGGUCCCUCGCGCGCCGCGCACCCCGCCUUCCCUUCGGUUGCCCCACGGGUGGUGCCACAGAGCAUCCAUAUCCCACGCAACCCCGCGCACCUUUGGAAGCAGAUUGUGGACGCUCGCACGCCCCAGCUCCUCGCAGAGCUCGCCACGCUCCUGAACAUCCUCGCGCCUCCGACAGAUGGUCCUUCGGAGGCUCCCCGCGGUCUCCUCCGUCUUGAUGGCAUAGACCUGACACGCAUUCCUGAUGCGCAGAUCCCUGCCCUCACCCUCGGUCUCGUGUACAUUCUUACUGAGCGUCUGACUCAUCACGCGCGUGGUGCAGGCGAAAACCUCGACCUCGCGCUUCGUGUGUGUGUCGGCGGCAAUCCGGAACAGUUCGCGCGUGCUCCCACGCGUGUUACCCAGUUCGCGUGGGCGGUGCUUCGCGCAGCCCAGAAGGCGAAGGAGACCGCGCGUGUCAUUGGUCCCCUGCAGCACCUUCUUCGUCUCUCGUCCAACCACUCGCAGUUCAACGGUGUGCAUGGUGCCUUCCUCGAGACGUGCCUCUCACUCCGCGCCAUUGACGUCGGUUACCAGACACUCUCCAUUCACUACUCCAACGUCGCGGCGUACACCAACGUCCUCGACGUGCUGACUUACUACCACCACGCAGGAACCAUCGCGGCUGCAUCUGGCGACUUCGCGCGCGCUUCCGAGCUCUUGAUCUUCGGCGCCUCAAUCCCCGGGGAGACUCCAUCUGCGAUCCGCAUCGCGUGCGCGAAGCGCGCAAUCCUUUGCGAGCUCCUCAGUACUGGUCGCCAGGCCUCGUUCUCCAGGGACGUCUCCCAGACGAUGAACCGCUCUAUCGAGAAGGGCAUGGACCCAUACAGAAAGCUCUCUAUGGCGUUUGAGAAACGCCUAUGGGAUCAAGUGACUGAUACCGUCUCGAACGACAACGCUGUCGCCACGUUUGCGAGAGACUGCAAUGGCGGACUCGUCUCACAGAUUAUGGGCUCGAUUCCCAAGCGCCGGAUCCUAGAUCUCCGUAAGACGUACUCGCGCCUCUCGCUCGCGGACCUCGUCAACAAAAUACAUGCGCCCACAGAGGCCGUGAAGGCCGCCAUUCAGGACAUGGUUUUCCGCGGCGAGAUCCGCGCAACGAUCGACGGCACGCCUGAGAUUGUAACGUUUGUGGAUGAUGACGACUACGCCUCGCAGCAGCAGAUGGUCCAGCUCAUGCAUGCCAACCUACUCGCCCAGAGCGUCAACAACGACCUCCUAUACUCUAACCGGGCCAUGCUCCUGAACCGCAAGCUACUCCAGAAGAGAAUGGACAAGAUCGAGAACAAGGACAAGCGCGGACCCACCGAGCCGCUCAAGUCGCGCGGCGAGUUCGAGAUCACCGAUGACAUUGGGCAGGUGCGUGGCGUGGGGAGCAACUACGCCGACAUGGGCUUUUAG